ACAACUCAUUCACUUAGGUAUGCUGUGCUGUAAUCAGUGUAUUGCUCAACUUCCCCUGAUAAGACCUUCUCCUGCCCAUGAGCUCGGUCAUAUAAAGUGUUGAGAGAGAUAGCCAGCAUUUCUCAAAUUCUUCAGUCAGACAACCAAACGCUUUCUACAGUGAGCAGCCAUGCCAUCCGAGCUAGAGACUGCCAUGGAGUCCCUCAUCAUGGUAUUCCACCGCUACGCUGGAAAAGAGGGCAAGAGCGGCACCCUGACCCGCCGUGAACUCCGAAUCCUGAUGGAGAACGAGCUCUCUGGGUUUCUCAAGUCUCAGAAGGAUCCGACCACCAUAGACAGAAUAAUGAAGGACUUGGAUGCCAAUGGAGAUGGGGAGGUGAACUUUGAGGAGUUUGUGUCUUUGGUUGUGGGUUUGUCCAUCGCUUGUGAGGCGUGCUAUAGAAUGCAGUUAAAGAAGACACAGAGCUGGAAAUGAAGAGGAAAAUGAUCCAUGCAGACAAACUGUAAAGUUGGUCCUGUUGUCUAUUAAUAUAUCUGAUUGUUUUUUACUUUUCUUUUGAUUUUGAGUUUGUGUGUGUACAUCAGUAUCGGAUGAAAACCAUAAAAACUACUUUCGCUGGCAGGUUAAAGUACAGUGGGUGUGUAUGACUUUUUGAGCUUUACACUGUCUGUACUGAAAGCAAAAUAUGUUUUUAUUUAAAAUAAAGCUUUAAAAUAUUCAAACGUC
Molecule: messenger RNA, 727 nt
Organism: Cyprinus carpio (common carp)
Lineage: Eukaryota; Metazoa; Chordata; Actinopteri; Cypriniformes; Cyprinidae
Product: protein S100-A1-like
Cellular component (GO): cytoplasm
Molecular function (GO): calcium ion binding
Source: RefSeq, a predicted model, not a curated record